CCAAAGAACAACGCCGCCGCCUACACUCGAACAAUAUAGAAAUCGGUCACAUCCAAUAAAUUAUCAAUGACAAAAACGGACAGAUUAUAACGUAAAAGAGUGUUUCUUAUACAAAGGAAUCUAUAACAAAGAUGAGCAUACCCGUAUCGGCAGUGUAUGAGCACCAGUAUUCUUUAACAUUUUCUACACUGCGGUCAGCGAGCGCUUAACGCGAUAUUCACCCCGUGAUUUAAUUGUUAUACUUUUUACAUAUAAAAUUAUUUUUUCGUUAGUUCAGUGAUAUAUCGCAUAUACAAUUUUUUAUUUACCACCAAUUACUAUUAUUUUGUUAGUGAUUAUCACAUCUUUCGCCUGGAAAACGUAAGUUUUUUUUUUGUUUUUUAUACAUUAUUCAUAAAUUAUUCGAGGCCUACGUAUAACUUGAUUUUUAGAUGUCGGAUGAUUCGUCGUCUAGUAUGCCGUGGUUUAACGGAGGUAUCUAUAAUAGAGUUCUUGCAGCGACACCUCCAGAAGAUUCUCCACCUGAUUUUUUUUAUUCGCCAGAGAGAACGUUUGUAUUAGUAAGUAGGAAUAAUAGACCGUUACUAAGACCCAUUACCCCAAUUACUCCGAUACCCGAUUUCACUCCGAUACGCAAUUUCACUCAGGACGGACAACGGUUUAGGUUCUCGCAGUUGAGUCCUCCUGCAUUACAGGGCAUACCCUUUAGAUAUUCAGAGAUGACUCAAUCCGAAGAUAGUGGACAUUUUACAGCUCAAGAGUCACGGAUUGAAAAUAAUUGCAUCGUGGUAUUAUCACCAUCUCCAUCUCCAAGACCGGGUACAUAUGCACAGAGCCUAAUAGACAAUAUGUUAUAUUCUCCUUCGCCACCACGAGAAUCGCAAAUGGAUGAAUGGCUUCGCUCGUUGUCGCCAGACAUGUUUCAACCCACAACACCAGUAGCAUACACACCGAGUUCGAGGAACAGCGUGGUAUUUUUUCCUUCGCCACAAGUACAAUCACAGCUGGAUGUAUGGCAACGGUCGUUGUCACCUAUUACACCAAGUAUAUUGAACAUAGUAUGUCCUCCUGAAUAUGGUUUACUCACUUACGGGAGGUUAUAUUCACCCCACCGAAAUGAAGCAGAUUGGGCGGAGGAUGGAUACAACGACAUCCUGGUCGUUCAUAUGCUUGCAAUUGAAGAAGAAUGGUACAAGGACGGAGCUGAUGACAUUUUGAAUCAGCAUAUGGAUGCUUAUGAAAACCGUAAAAGAGAAUUUCGAAAACACUAAUUUUUU
Messenger RNA from Melanaphis sacchari, 1277 nucleotides. RefSeq lists its product as uncharacterized. NCBI's taxonomy places the organism in Eukaryota, Metazoa, Arthropoda, Insecta, Hemiptera, Aphididae. The record is from RefSeq and is a predicted model, not a curated record. The transcript has 3 exons. The coding region runs from base 432 to 1271 and encodes 279 amino acids.